Messenger RNA from Bradysia coprophila, 1242 nucleotides. RefSeq names its product testis-specific serine/threonine-protein kinase 2-like. Gene Ontology annotation, cellular component: cytoplasm. Gene Ontology annotation, molecular function: ATP binding; tau-protein kinase activity. Gene Ontology annotation, biological process: microtubule cytoskeleton organization; intracellular signal transduction; protein phosphorylation. The record is from RefSeq and is a predicted model, not a curated record. NCBI's taxonomy places the organism in Eukaryota, Metazoa, Arthropoda, Insecta, Diptera, Sciaridae.
ACCUUCUCUCGAGUAGGCCAAUUAAAAUUUAAAAAAUUUCACUUUUCGAUACGUCUGCCGCUUAAUAUGUGUGCUUGUUGAAAUUCUCAGUCAAAAUUAUGGAAUCUCGAUUUUCUAUCAAUUCAAAAAAUGCAGAAAAAGCGAGCGCAUCCAGUAGCACCGGAGUCUCAUCGACAUCAGCAUUCGGGCAAACACUUUCGAUCAUAGAACCUGCUUCAUCCCAUUCCAGUGCCAUAAGCCAUCAGGGAAGCUUACUUGAGAAGGAGGGCUAUAGAACAUCAGAUGCCAUUGAUAAUACAAAUGAUGUGACAGUAAUAACGGCCAGAUCAUCAGAAACCGGUGGUGUCGUCACUAUCAAAAUAAUGACAAAAGUCGGAAAUUCAGGCUUUUGCAGGAAGAAAGGCUUCUAUCAAGAAAUUGAAAUGAUGAGGCAACUGAAUCAUCCCAAUCUGAUUAAGUACUACCGGAGCAUCGAGACCCCAAACCGAUACUACAUUGUCAUGGAGUGUGCACAGAAUGGAUCACUUUCGGACUUGAUUCGAGAAAAAGGAUGUCUCACCGAACCGGGGGCGAGAAGUAUUUAUCGUCAAUUAGCCAGUGUAUUGUCGUAUUGUAAUUCUCGUGGUUGCAUUCAUCAUGACAUCAAAAGCGGAAACAUUUUAUUUGAUGCUAACAGUGUUCUGAAAAUCAGUAUCUUCGGAUACUCGUACAGGAAUAUGAUAAAUCAUUGUGUUGUUGUGGAUACGGAUUGCGAGAGCAGCAGCCUCACUGAACCUGACUACGCCGAUAUUUUUGGCAGUGGGAUUGUGUUGUUUGAAAUGGUUUUUGGAAAAUUACCCAAAGGUUAUGAUAUUGUUUCGUUGAAACAUUCAUUACGACGUGUUCACUUCCCCGAUGAACCGGCUGUGGAUUCAGAGUGCAAAUCGUUGAUUUCGAGGAUUCUUGUACCACAACACGGCAAUAGGAUUUCUUGGAAUGAUAUAGCAGAUACAGAUUGGAUGCUGCGGCAAGACAUACGUAAAGUUGAGAAUUGAAGAAAAUCCAUUCCGAUUAUCCAAGAAGUAAAUUUGAAGAUUCUAAAACUUUUUUCGAUUGAACCUUAUAAUUGGCAUAAGUAAGGCAUCGUCCAAAAAGGACGUCACGCUUUUUUUCGAUUUUUUUGAGGUGGGUCCAUCCUAUGUCACAACAUGUCCGCUUUCUGAUUUUCGGGGUCCAUCCCCCAAAGCGGACGUCCGUAUAAGG